CCACCAGUAACCAAAAGAAGAAGAAUUAUUUGUUUUUCACUGUACACGCGCGUUCGGUAGUAACGGACUACUAUACAUUUAUUAUGGAUUACGUAAUCGGAUUACAAAAACCAGCCGAGCCUCGUAUUGAGAUGGAGCGGCCGCCAGCGUUUGACCAUUGGAUGUUUAAACAUCAUUUCACUUUCAAAGAGACAAGAGGGAGAAACAUUACUGUUCAAUGCAACCUCUGCCUUCCAAAGGUCAACAUCUUAUCCACUGCAAGAGACUCCACAUCUAACCUAAAAAAGCACUUGGAGAGAAAGCAUGCCGAGCAUUAUAGGAAGAGCCCAAGUAGAGAUGGACCAAGCGAUUCGGGACAUGAAGUUGAAGGACCAUCAGAAAAAAAACAUGCUAAGAUGGAUCACGCCAUUAAUAAUUACACAACACAAUCAAAAUUAAACGCCCUGGUUUUUAAUUUUAUUGUGGAGGAUGUGCAACCCAUUUCAAUUCUAGAGCAACCUGGGUUCAGGAAGUUAAUCGAAGUGUUAAGCAGAGGCAAAAAGGUCAUGAGUCGCAAGACUUUUGAUUGCAGGCUUGAAGCAGCAUAUGAUAAAAUGAAAGAGGAGCUGAAAAAGAAACUUGACACAGUGCAGUCACUGUGUACAACUGCUGAUAUAUGGACCGUGAACAACCGAAGCUAUUUCGGAAUGACUUGUCACUGGCUUGAGGACAAUCUUGAAAGGAGGUCUGCCGCUCUUGCCUGUACAAGAAUCUAUGGCAGGCACGCUUGCGAAACGGUUAUAGCGAAAAUUCAAGAAAUCCAUUCUUCCUAUAACAUCGAAAGCAAAAUUCGGGCAACUGUCACCAAUAAUGUUAGUCAUUUUGUGAAAGCCAAAGAGUUCUCAUCUGAAGAUGACUGCGAAGUGGAUGAAAGUCACUUUGAGGAUUUGGGUAGUAUUCUUAGUGAGGGAGAAAUGGGCGAAGACUUCUUUCUAAGUUAUUUCUUACCACCCCACCAACGUUGUGCUGCUCAAACAUUGAACUUGAUUGCAUCGAAGGAUCUAGCGGAUGCCAUCUCAAAUGGGCCGACACAUAAAGUGCACGAUAGUUCAACAGCAAAAUGUGCAGCAAUAUGGCACAAGGCACGAGGUUGCUCUACUGUAGUUGCUGAUGCAAUGGAAUCCAUUGCAAACAUGCAAUUCACAGUUCCCUGCAUGAAUCAGUGGAGUUCAAAAUACUUUGCUGUUCACAAGUUAAUGUCACUUACUGAUACACAGCUCACAGAACUGACCGACUUAUUGGACGUCCCAAAUUUUAUGCCUGAAGAAAUAGCAUAUCUGAAAGAAUAUGCAGAUGUUUUCAAAGCAGUCGCUGUGGCUUUUGACCUUUUGCAGGGUGAAGAAAACUGUUUCAUUGGCAUUGUGAUACCAACGUUGUUAACCCUCAAAAGAAAGCUCCAGGAGAAGGUGGCAAAAACACGCUUUUUCUCGGAGGUCAUUGACCAAAUCAUCAAGGCAAUUGACUCUCGCUUCAAGCAGGUCUUUGAUAGUCCUGAUGCCAGAUUAGCCACAACCACCAUGCCACAAUUUAGGUUGUGGUGGUUACCAGAAGGCGAAAGAGAAGUGUUACGAGUGCAGUUAGUAACUGAGGUUUCACAGUUUGUCCUUGUGCCUGAAACAGCCAACACUAAUGUAGGCUCUGGUAAUGAGGAUGAAUUCUUUUCAUAUGGACCUGGAAGUUCUGGGAGAGAUGGAAACAGGGGAGCAGCCGAAGAGGUACGGAUGUACCUGGAGGGCACAAACAAAGAUCUGAAAUGCCUCGAUGAAUUCCCACGUGUCAAAAAAGUCUUCAUCAAAUUCAACACAACUCUGCCUUCAAGUGCUCCAGUCGAACGGCUCUUCAGCCAUGAGGGAAAUAUUAUAACCCCAAAAAGAAAUCAACUUGCAGAUGAACAUUUUGAGCGCGUGCUGCUCCUCCGUUACAACAGCAAAAUAUGCUCCAUGGCUUUGGAAUAAUGCAUGAACUGGAACAUUGACAAUGUUUACUGCACACAAGCUUAAUGGUUAGAAUGAUUUUUGUCAAUGAAGGUGUAUUUAAUGGAGUUGAAUGAUCUGAGUUUCUUAAAAGCAACCUGUGUGUGUCCAGCUGCAAGAAAGUUUUUAUUUCUUUAAUUAAUUUUGAUUCAUAUCAUACAUUUACUAAUUUAUUCUAAUUUUAUGUACAGCCUUGGCCAUAAGUAUUGGCAGUGACAAAUUUUGUGUUUUGCAAAGUUUGCUGUUUCAGUAUUUGUAGAUUAUUUUUUCACAUGUUUCUGUGGUAUACUGGAAAACAAUGAUAAGUGUUUCAUAAGUUUUAAAGGCUUUUAUUGGCAAAAACAUUCAAUAUAUGCAAAGAGUCAAUAUUUACAGUGUUGACCCUUGUUCUUCAUAACCUCUGCAAUUCGCUCUGGCAUGCUGGAUAUCAGCUUCUGGGUCAAAUCCUGACUGAUGGUGAUCCAUUCUUGCCUUAUUAGCACUAGAAGUUAAUCACAAUUUGUGGGCUUCUGUUUGUCCACUCGCCUUUUGAGGAUUGACCACAGGUUCUCAAUGGGAUUAAGCUCCGGGGAGUUGCCUGGCCACGGAUCCAAAAUUUCAAUGUAAUGAUCUCCGAGCCACUUCAUUAUCACUCUUGUCUUGUGACAUGAUGCUCCAUCAUGCUGGAAAAUGCACGGAUCAUCACCAGAUUGCUCCUGGUUUGUUGGGAGAAGUUGCUCUUGCAGGACGUUUUGAUACCAUUCUUUAGUCAUGGCAGUGUUUUUGGGCAGAAUUGUGAGAGAGCCCACCCCCUUGAAUGAAAAGCAACCCCACACAUGGAUGGUCUCAGGAUGCUUCACUGUUGGCACUACACAGGACUCAUGGUAGCGUUCACCUUUUCUUCUCAGGAAAAUCGAUUUUCCAGAUGUCCCAAACAGUCGGAAUGGUGCUUCAUCAGAGAAAAUAUCUUUGCACCAGUCUUCUGCUGUCCAAUCCUUGUACUUCCAGCAGAAUUUCAGUCUGUCCUUGAUGUUUUUCCUGGAGAGAAGUGGCUUCUUUACUGCUCUUCUUGACACCAGGCCAUUGUCCAUAAGUCUUCACCUCACUGUGCGUGCAGAUGCACUCACACCAACCUGCUGCCAAUAUUGAGCAAGCUCUGCACUGGUGCUGACACGAUUUCAUAGCUGACUCCUCAGGAGGAGACGGUCCUGGCACUUGCCGGACACUCUGGGACAUCCUGAAGCCUUCUUCACUGCAGUUGAACCUCUAUGCUUGAAGUCCUUGAUGAUCCGGUAAAUGGUUCUUUCAGGUGCAAUAUUCUUUGCAGCAAUUUCCUUGCAUGUGAGGCCAUUUUGCUGCAAAGUGAUGAUGGCUGCACGUUUUUAUUUAGAGGUAACCAUUGUAAACAAGAACACAAUGAUUGGAAGCACUUCUUCCCUCCUUUUAUAGCAAUCAGUCUGCUCUUAUAAGCCAAUCAGAAUGAUAGAGUGAUUUCACCUGACUAGAACUCGUUCACAGUUUCCCAGGUGCUGCUAAUAUGAUUAGUGAAAUGAUGUUAGCUGGUCAUUUUGUGCCAGGACCCAAAAAACAUUGAAACUUGGGUUUUUGUGAUAAAGAAAAAAAAUUUGACCAGUGAAGCUUUUUGCAAUUAUUUAAAAUGCAUCUGAUCACUCUGCACAAUAAUCCAGAAACAAUGUGAAUCAACACCACUACAACUGAAGCAGAAAACUUUGCGAAACACAACAUUUAUGUCACUGCCAAUACUUUUGGCCACCGCUGUAGGCCUAGUAAUUCUAAGGUAUUACGUCCAUUUUAUAUUGUUCUCAGUAUGUAUAGCAAUUGUAGUAUAAUGUUAUGUUGUGUUCUGUGUUGUCUUGAGGUCUCAAGACCUUGUUAAAAACAUUUGUCGAACAACUGUUGAAUCUGUUGUUUUUCCUAUUUUCUCCAAAAAAUAUUUGUAGGUUGUUUUGCAAAAAUAACAUGCAUUACAUUUGAAACAUUAUGCCAAAUAUUUUUUAAUCAAAAACAUUGUUACUUUAAUUUUUUUUUUUUUUACUUCUAGUCAUAUGAUUUGUUAUCUCCACAUUAAGUUUCAUAAUGAACCCAGCAUGAUUGGUCAUGAAGUAAUCUAGAUUUAUAAAAAACUAGAUUUACCUCUAAAUUUUCUUAUCCCCAAAAGUCACAUUCAGAGCUAUUCAAAAUGUUGAUAUGUUGCUGCUAUUUUAUACCAGUUUAUAUACUCAAAGCCAUGUUCUCGAGUCUACCUGUGAUGAAAUGGCUGUAACACUUAGUUUUGAAUGGCUUAUUGAUUUAUGUAACUAGUUCUUUUGGGAAAGAGCACAUGCUUUACAUUGAGAGUGUUCUGUGUUCAAUACAUGUUAAGCCUAAUCAACAGCAUUUGUGGCAUAAUAUUGAUUACCACAAAAAGUAAUUUUUGACUCUGCCCUCAUUUAUUAAAAGAAAAAUUGCAGUUACAGUACAGCAUUUACAACGGAAGUGAAUGUGCUGGUUCAUAAACAAAAAUACACACAAAGUAUAGUCACAAGAUGCAAACAUGUGUUAACAGGAAUAAGGUGGGAUAAAACAGGGAUUUACCAGUGUAACUUUGUGACUACCUUUAAAUCAAAUCUCUAAAAAUCGUUAGUUAUAUAGUUUAUCUAGUAAAUUAAAGGAAUAGUUAACUCAAAUCAUUUUCUCAUCAUUUAC
Molecule: messenger RNA, 4697 nt
Organism: Xyrauchen texanus (razorback sucker)
Lineage: Eukaryota; Metazoa; Chordata; Actinopteri; Cypriniformes; Catostomidae
Product: zinc finger BED domain-containing protein 4-like
Exons: 3
Coding region: 84-1994 (636 amino acids)
Source: RefSeq, a predicted model, not a curated record